Messenger RNA from Danaus chrysippus (African queen), 1341 nucleotides. The record is from the annotation of a GenBank genome assembly. Lineage: Eukaryota; Metazoa; Arthropoda; Insecta; Lepidoptera; Nymphalidae.
UUGCUAGUUCUUUUCCGUUCAGCUACCGCGAUUGGAACAUGUCCUAUUCACCUGAAAGAAGGUAUAACACUAAAACUUAUACAAAUAACAUUUCCCAGAUCGGAAGAUUGGCCGGAGGAUCCUAAGAAUGGGCCGUCAAAGGAUCAAGGCAGUUACGAUGGACCUCCGGGUAUGGAGCCCGGCGGCGCCCUCGACACAAACUGGCAUGAAGUCGUGGAAAGCUUUGAUGACAUGAAGUUGAAAGAGGAAUUGUUGCGAGGAAUCUACGCUUACGGUUUCGAGAAACCUUCGGCCAUCCAACAACGCGCGAUCAUGCCCUGCAUCAAGGGCCGCGAUGUGAUAGCUCAAGCCCAGUCUGGUACUGGCAAAACUGCUACUUUCUCAAUUUCGAUUCUACAACAUAUUGAUACCAGUGUUCGCGAGUGUCAAGCAUUGAUUUUAGCUCCGACUCGGGAAUUAGCUCAACAAAUUCAGAAGGUUGUGAUUGCCCUGGGUGAUCAUCUGAAUGCUAAGUGCCAUGCUUGUAUCGGUGGUACCAAUGUACGUGAGGAUAUACGUCAGCUGGAGAGCGGUGUCCACGUCGUCGUGGGCACUCCUGGUCGUGUAUACGAUAUGAUCACUCGUCGGGCGCUCCGUGCCAACACGAUUAAGCUGUUUGUGCUCGACGAGGCCGAUGAAAUGUUGUCUAGAGGAUUCAAAGAUCAAAUCCACGAUGUCUUCAAGAUGUUGUCAUCUGAUGUUCAAGUCAUUCUGCUAUCUGCUACUAUGCCGGAUGAUGUGUUAGAGGUCUCCCGCUGCUUUAUGAGAGACCCUGUUCGUAUUCUUGUGCAGAAAGAGGAGCUCACGCUCGAAGGUAUUAAACAAUUCUUCAUCUCAAUUGAUAUUGAAGAUUGGAAACUGGACACACUCUGUGACUUGUACGAUACUCUUUCUAUCGCCCAAGCUGUCAUCUUCUGUAACACACGUCGCAAGGUCGACUGGCUGACCGAGUCCAUGCAUCAGCGUGAUUUCACAGUAUCCGCUAUGCACGGUGAUAUGGACCAGCGCGAGCGUGAGGUGAUCAUGCGUCAGUUCCGUACUGGCUCGUCUCGUGUAUUGAUCACUACUGAUCUGUUGGCGCGAGGAAUAGACGUUCAGCAAGUAUCCUGCGUCAUCAACUAUGAUCUACCCACCAACCGAGAGAAUUACAUCCAUCGUAUCGGACGAGGUGGUCGUUUCGGUCGUAAGGGUAUCGCCAUCAACUUUGUGACCGAAGCUGACAAGAGGGCGCUCAAGGAUAUUGAGGAGUUCUACCACACUACUAUUACGGAAAUGCCCAACGAUGUGGCUAACCUCAUCUGA